AUGACUAGCAAUACCAAUAGCACCUCAGCACGCUAUCAGCUGGAUAUCUCGGCCGAGCAGGCAGCCGAUCUGGAUAAGAAGGGCAGAGAGUCUGCAGAAAAGCGAGGCGAAACCUUCACGCCGGAGCAGAACCAAACCUUCAUCAGUGCUCCCGAGCGCAUCAUGCCGAAUUCUGCCGGCCAAUCUAGUAUCAACAAGCGGAAGCAUGUUACGGAACAAAUUGCCGAGGAGUAUGUCAAAAAGUGA
Messenger RNA from Penicillium psychrosexuale, 246 nucleotides. RefSeq lists its product as uncharacterized. The transcript has a single exon. The record is from RefSeq and is a predicted model, not a curated record. Bases 1 to 246 code for a protein of 81 amino acids. Lineage: Eukaryota; Fungi; Ascomycota; Eurotiomycetes; Eurotiales; Aspergillaceae.